Bactrocera neohumeralis is the source of this 4934-nucleotide messenger RNA. RefSeq names its product kinesin-like protein KIF12 (gene Klp54D). Gene Ontology annotation, molecular function: ATP binding; microtubule binding; microtubule motor activity. The coding region runs from base 525 to 2705 and encodes 726 amino acids. The record is from RefSeq and is a predicted model, not a curated record. The transcript has 10 exons. Gene Ontology annotation, biological process: microtubule-based movement. Lineage: Eukaryota; Metazoa; Arthropoda; Insecta; Diptera; Tephritidae.
UGGUAGUGCCACGCACUCUCGCCAGUUGGAAUUGAGAUUUCGGAGCACAAACACCAAAAGUUGACAAACUACCGCUAGUUUAUAGUACAAAUGUGCAACACUCGACCAAAACUCAUACUUAUUAUUGUUAAUGUUCUUAUAAUUACAAAGGAACUUUUCCACCCCGUUGUUGAUUUUACUCGAAAAAAUUACGGUGCUUCUGGUGUUUAAUAACGUAUAAAAAUUUAAAAGUCACUAACUCAGGUUGCAAAUGAAAACGUACUAUAUGUACCAGUGUAAUUGUCUGGUGUAUUUAAAUGAAAUAAAUUAGUGGCAAUGAAGUGAGAAGGAAUUAUGGCGCCUGAUUUCACCAUCGUAUUAAGGCAAUAGAAAGUGAAAGUAUUUGAGACCUUUUAGAAAUCGAUUAAAUAUAUAUACAUAUAUAUGUAUAUAUGUGUAUGUGUACAUAUUAAAUAAUGCUAAUCUAAAUAUUUACACAUAAUUAACAAAUUAAGCAUAACGUAUUUGAAAAAAAUUGAAGAAGUAUGGUUACACGAGCAUCCAGUGUGCCCCAUUUGAAUAGCAGUGGCGGAAGCAGCAAUGAAAGCGCCGCCGGUAGCGCGUCCGGAUCUAGUGGUCGGCGAAGUCGCCUGCCCAAUUCGCGAACACGACAUGUUGGUAAAAGUGUCACGCCCAUUCAGACACGCAGUACACCAGGCAGCAUGCCGCGUUCUCGAAGCCUUACCCACGGAAUGCAAAGAGUCACUCCUCAAAAGUCCUCAAAUAGUUCGGGUGGUGUGCGCUCGAGAAACACUCCAGUCUUUUUACGUUCCAGGGAGAACGAAAUUGGUAGUGCGGAUACUUUGGAAAUAGUGGCCUCGAAAUCCACUGGCAGUGAACCCUCGACACCGGAGGACAACAUCAAUGUUGUGGUGAGGGUGCGACCGCUGAAUGAGAAGGAAAAACGUGACAGAUAUGGCAUGAUUCUUCAGUUCCCUGGAAAUGGACAAAUUAUUAUCGAAAGCAGUGAGAGAAACAACAAGAGAUCACGAAAUCAAGAGAAUGUUCAUGUAUUUACUUAUAACGUUGUAUUUGAACCCGGAGCGACUCAGGAGGAUAUUUUGGAUUAUUCAGGUAUCAAACGCAUCAUUGACAUGGCAAUCGAAGGUUUUAGCUGUACUGCAUUUUGUUAUGGACAAACUGGAUCGGGGAAAACUCAUACGUUGACUGGUCCACCUGACUUGUUUCACGGCAAACCGAAUCUAAACGAUCCCCGACAUGGUCUUAUCUUCCGGUCGUUUUUAUACCUCUUCCAGUUGAUAAAAAAUCGAAAGGACGUAAAUUAUGUAUUGAAAGCAUCUUUUCUUGAAAUCUACAAUGAACGAGUGAUUGAUUUAUUGAAUCCAGGAUCAGCGAGGAAGCCACUGGCAGUUCGUUGGUCAAAAAAAUCACGAGGAUUCUUUGUAGAGAACCUUUUCACUGUAGAUUGCGAAGAGUUAGAUGACCUGUUAGCAGUUCUGGAAGAAGGGAUGAGAAACCGCGCUGUUGGAUCCCAUGCCAUGAAUGAUCACUCGUCCCGAUCGCAUACCAUGCUCACGGUGCAUAUUAUUUCAGAGCAACAAACCGACGGUGGAGUUUUUAUUUCAAAGCAUGGAAAAAUCAACUUUGUAGAUCUGGCUGGCAGCGAACUCACCAAGAAAACGCUUAGUGAAGGCAAGACUCUGGAAGAAGCUAAUAAUAUAAACAAAAGUUUGAUGGUUUUGGGUUAUUGCAUUGCAUCACUGAGCGACGGCAAAAAAAGAUUUGGUCACAUUCCCUACCGGGAUAGCCAACUAACUAAAUUACUCGCUGACAGUUUAGCUGGAAAUGGCGUUACGCUCAUGAUCGCUUGUGUAUCUCCAGCGCAAUAUAAUCACGCCGAGACCUUGAACACUUUACGUUAUGCGUCAAGAGCCAAACGUAUUCGCACGAAACCUGUCAUUAUGAUGGAUCCACGUGAGGCACUCAUUCUUAGCCUAAAACGUGAUAUAAACGCUUUAGUAAUGGAAAAUGAUCACCUCAAAUCCGCACUCAACUUGCACCAUGAAUCACUCAAGACUCCGAAUGACAUACACCAGAAUGGAGAAUUAUUGGAAAUGCAUCUUGAGCGUGUUGCCACCGGUGGCAUGGCAGUACCAAAAGUUGAUUUGGAACGAUUGGCGGAGCUGGAUGGAAAUGAACUAGCCGAACUAGUGAAAUUAUAUAUGCAAGAGAACGAAGCAUUACGACAGGAAAACAAUCACCUAUUUACAGUGCGCGAAACCAUAAUCAGGGACCAAGAAAUUGUAUGUCGCGAGAAUGAACGAUUGUUAAAAAAGCUUGAGGAUGUUAAUAAGGUUUGUGUGCGUUCACCUCUAAUACCCGCGCGUUCCGCAAUAACGGCCGACUCUGGGAAUGGCACAGCAAGAUCCGAGAUUUGGACAAAUCCUCACGAUGUACCUAUCCAUCAGCGCUCUACUGAAAUGGAAGGCAGGAUAUCGGAGAAUAAAGAUAAGCGCUCUGAUGAGGAUCAACGUAUAAUCGAUCAACAACGCAUUGCAAAAAAUAUUAUGUUAAUGGCCAGUUCAUUUCCGAAAAAGCCUGAUGAGAUAAACAAAGAAGGAUACCAAACUGAAGAAUGGAAAAUGUUACUAAACGACAGACCGAAAACACCCCAAGCAGAUUAUAUGCCGGACAUGCUUAUGUGAACAAAUGCACAUGACAGUUAAUGCCGAUAUACUAUAUAUGGAUGUGAUACAUAGAUUUGGUGUACAAAACAUCGUCUAUUAAGUACAAAAUGAAAAUACCUGAAAAUACUUAAAAGCUAAAUAUAUACAUAUAUGUUCAUAUGUAUGUACAUAUAUAUAGAUAUCUAUCUAUAUUACAAGGUGCGUUCCAAAGUAAACAGGCCUUUUUGAAUCUAGCGCCCCCUGGUGGGCCGCCAUCUAUAUGUGCGUUAGAAUCUGCUAUCUUUAUCGAUUGUCCAGAGAGAAUUUCAUAACAUUUCAUCAAUUAGAAAUGAAGUUAUUGCGUUUUAAGUGUCAUUAUGUUUGUGUUAUCGGUGCGAAAAUGAGCUUCGAACAAAGGCCAACAUUCAAUUUUGUUUUAAAAUUGGCGAAAUUUUUAUCGAAACGUUUCAACUGAUGAAACACGUUUAUAGCGAUGAUUGCCUUUCCCGUAACAGAGUGGUUUCAACGUUUUCAAAGUGGUCAUGAAGACAUAAAUGACGAUCAACAUGUAGGCCAAUCAAAAUUCGAGAUCACCGGAAAUUCCAUCGAAACUGUGCGUGCAUUCAUCAAAAAUCAGCCGAAAUCAUCAUUGAAAUUUAUGGAAAUGGAAUUGAACAUCUCCAAAACAUCAAUUUAUCACAUUUUGACCGAACAUUUGGGCUUACGAAAGGUGUGUGCACGGUUUGUUCCGCGCACCGCACAAAUUGACUGACGACCAAAAAUUGCUCAGAAUAAAACAUUCGAAGGACGAUUAUUUGACCAAAAAUCACAUUUUAGCCAUAAACCUCUCCCCGUAUUCACCUGAUAUGGCACCGUGCGACUUUUUCCUUUUCGGAAGAAUGCAUUUGCCCAUGAAAGGAAGGCGUUAUGCAGACGUAGAAGCCAUUCAAAAGGCUUGCACCGGAAUACUGGCGGCCAUACCGGCCAACGAGCUAAAACACUCGUUCGACAUGCUUUUGGACUGUGCAAAAAGCUCUAUUGAAGCAGAAGGAGACUAUUUUGAACAAAAUAAAUUGAUUUUUCCGAAAAAACUAUUUGUUAUUUUUUUUUUUAAGUCCUGUGUGCUUUCGAACGCUCCUUGUAUAUUUAAGAUGGGAACAAUCUGAUAUUUGUAAGAACGGAAAUUCACAUAUAGUACACAUACGAAAACUAGCUUUAUGCUUAUAAAUCUGACUAUUUUCAAGUGUUUGAAAAGUUAAAAACAUAUUUACUGAGCUGUACAGAAAGCAUGUAAAGAGUACACUGGAUUUUGGAAUUAAAUUUCAACUUAAAGUGUAUUGGGUCGUUCACUAAGUAAUUUGAAUUUUAGAGCAAUUAAAAUACAUAUUUAUAUUGUGUAAAUCAUUUUAUGAAAUUAUAUAUUCUCCAUGAAUUUAUAUAUUCAUCAACGAUUUGCAUAGAUCAAGGAUUUAUUUAAUCCACAUCGGUUUCAAGAGACCUUCCAGGACGUUGUACAUCCUCAAGUUCGAAAUUUCCGGAACGAAAUUGUGCAAAUCAAUUUCGUCCGUCCGUUAUUACAGCCUUUUACGAAAGCCUUACUUAAACUGCAAUUUUCCCUUUUUGACAGUAAAACAAUAAAGUAUGCCAAAAAUGGUUUUUUCGAUUUUUCAUCUUCAAUAGGGCACCAAAGAAAACUUUUAUAUUAGCCAUUCAAUUAUAUAACGGUAAAGCGAGUUUGUGAAGUUGGCUGGGCAAAAAUUCAAUGAAAGCAUCAUCAAACGAAAUUAUUUAGUGAACGACCCAAUAAUUGUAGUUAUUGUUUAUAUUUUCAGACAAUGGUAUUUUCAAUCAGAAAAACCAAACUCAAAAUAUGUAACUAUAUAUAUAUAUAUAUAUGUAUAUAUAUUUCGAAAUAAUCAAUUAAAUGUAAUUGUUUUUGUUGAAAAGUCAUUUGAACUUCGAGUGUGUGUAUGUUGCAAAUUGAAUGCCCUCAUUACACCCAAACGUACCACGUGCAUGUAGGAUCAUGGUAAUUUUAAGUUUUUCAAUCUGCAAAGAACUUUGCUGAUUGUGAUGGCUGCACAUAGGAUGGUUUUGGUAAUGGAUCAUACGAUUCUCUUUCCGUUCACCCCUCCAAGCAUAAGUGUCCUAGCUGGUGCAUCCAGAAUAAAUGCUGUACAUUUUAUUAUAAGUUUUGCUUUCAUAAGAGAAUCAAUUUUUGAGAAGAUCGUUCAAAAAUAAAUCUAAAAUAUUAGUAAGCUCUUCAUA